AUGCCUCCCAAAGAUCGUCUUCUCGAGGAGCGUCAAAAGCGUCGUCGCUUAGCUCGAAUGCGCUUCAAAUCGCUCAUUCGAAAGACGAUCGUUAACAACUUUUGGCUUCAAGAACUUUCAGACCAAAAACUCGGCGACAAUGUCAAACGAAAUGUCGCGAUAAUCAUGAAACGCAAAGGCACCAAAGGUCUCUUAAGUAUCCUCGACAAAGCAGUUUUAAACAUUCCCGCAGAUGAUCGAACGCCGGAACAAAAAAGGAAAUUAGUCCCGCUUCUUCUUGACUUGCCAUGUUUCCAACGAUUUCCUCCCGUCAUUCGAGCACAACUUGCCAGCUGUACUUAUUUCUACUUUGUCAAUGCACGACGAAUCAUUCUGAGACAACAUCAUCAUGCAAGCGCCGUGUACUUCAUUCUGAACGGCGAGGUUAACAUUUCGAAAGAAACACUCGAUAAUGUCACGAAUGAACGAAAGGAGGAAAUUGUGGGUACUUAUGUGAAUGGAGACAUGUUUGGGGAAGUUGCCAUCAUGAAAAAUACCAAACGGAUCGCUACGAUUUCAGCAGAAACUGAUUGUGAAUUGCUGUGCAUUUAUCGCGAAGACUUUAAUCGCCUUCUUCGACCAACGCUGCAACGACAAUGGGACCAAAUUCAACAAGCCAUGUCUCGUUUCAAGUAUUUUAGUUAUUGGUCAACGCAACAAAAGGAAGAGUGCUGUAUCUUAUCGAAAAUCAAGCAAUUUUCGCCGAAUGACAUUGUCUAUGGCGAUACGGGAAAUUUCCUAAACUUUUCCCAUUUCAUCUUGAGUGGUCAAUGCAUGGUACUUCAAUGUCUUAAAAUCAAGAAACGUAAUGGACUUACCUCGAAAGAGACGAAAUACGAACUCCUGCCUGCCAAAUCGAAAAUUAACGAAGUCGAUGAUCCAUCAACGGAUUUCCAUUUUGUGGAUGUCGGAACAAUGAGUGCAGGAGCAGCUUUCGGUUUGGGCGAAAACUUGGAGCAUCGUUCAAUUGUAGCAAAAACGACAGUACAAUGUCUCCUAAUUCCUCGCUACUGGUUAUUUCAAAAGGCACAAAACAAGGGAAACUUAUGGGAGAGAAUUAAACUUUACAUGGAUGCUACAAUCCCAUCGCGUGAAACUACAUUUCAAGAUUUCCUUGAUACUCAAAAAUGGAAAAGUUACAGAAAGGAACUUGUAGAAAAUGUUUUUGCGAAUAAGAAAAUUACGAAUCCCACCAUUUAUUACGACAUUCCUUUAGUUUGUCGCAUUACGGGAAAUUAA
Molecule: messenger RNA, 1278 nt
Organism: Culicoides brevitarsis
Lineage: Eukaryota; Metazoa; Arthropoda; Insecta; Diptera; Ceratopogonidae
Exons: 3
Coding region: 1-1278 (425 amino acids)
Source: RefSeq, a predicted model, not a curated record